ACGUGGUUUUCAAAGAUUUCCAUGACCCAACGCGUCCUUCCCGAUCAAAGCGCGUCUUAGAGAAACUGAACUACUUUGCGCUUCUAAGGUGUAGGGUGAAGUAAUACUGCUAGUACAAUCUGCAAAGCGGAAUUGAGCAUUGGUAUUCACGACAGGUUUCAAGAAGGUACAAGACAAAGAUGGAUCUGGUAGCGGAUCUGCUUAAUGCAACCCAGUCCUCCGAGCAAUCGAUCAGAACCUCUGCCGAGCAACAGAUCAACGAGCUGCAAACCUCCCACGCGCCCGAUCUCACGCGUGCGCUGAUUGGAAUUGGCUCUUCUCCCGCCUAUGCCGUGCCGCUGCGCCAAUCCGCACUCCUAGUGCUCAAGCACACGAUCGCGCGCAAAUGGUCUCUGCAAUUCGAGGAAUUCACGGGCGAGCCGCUGACGCAGGAAGUCAAGGCGCAAGUCCGGGCCGAGCUGUUCCAGAUCAUGCGGUCGUCCGAGCGGAGGCUGCAGGCAUUGGCGGCGAAUCUGGUGUCGAAGAUUAGCAGCGCGGAUUUUCCGGACGAUUGGCCUGAGCUGUUUGAUGAUCUGAUGGGGUUGAUGAGGAGUAGUGAGAAUGAGUGUAUUCGAGGUGCUUUGGUGAUUCUUAAAGAACUAUUGGACGAUGGCUUCACAUUCGAGCAGUUUGCAACAAUCGCCGGUCCAGUAUUCGAAGCACUAUACAGUCUAUCUAUAUCCGACACGGUAAGUCCUAAACCGCCUCCUCUCAUUCCCUCAUCUAACAAUUUUUCACUUUGCAAUCAGAUCGAAAUCGCUACAAAAGCAGAGGUAAUCGACGCCGUGAGCGCGGCACUGGACUUCUUCAACCAGGUCGACAAUGCGACGCAGGAGAUGGAGAGUUUCGUCGCAAACUCGAUCGAUAAGUGGUCUGAAGUUUUCGCGCGGAAUAUGACGAUUCAGGUGGCGUCAGCGGCAGAGGGGGAUCUCGCGAGUAGUCUGGCGGGAGGUUAUGGCGUUCUUGCGUUGAAGUAUAACACUGUUAAGGCAAUUCAACGACUGGAAUCUACCUUCCCAUCUCAAUCUCAGGCAGCGGUUACUUCAAGACUUUUUCCAGCAGUAUGGGACGAUCUCCCGACCUCGGUGGCACUCUACACCUCUGUGUUCAUCAACUCCGAGUCCGACGAUCUGGACCUAGAAGACCCCGAAGGUGUCGCCAGAUUCAUCCGACUGAUCCCGCUAGAAGAAAUAGAAUCCAUCCGCAGCUGCGCGCAAGAACGCAAGGAAAUCAGACAAAGCGUCAAGAGCUCGCCUGCGAUGGUCGAAAGGCUGAUGGACCUUGCUACGCUGAUGAGCCAGAUCUCGGCUGAUACGGAAGAAGAUUAUAAAGACGAUCCGAAUUCGUUUGUUACCGAGGAGCUAUCGCUGUCGACGAAAUAUACCUGCCGCACGGCGGCCUCGGAUUUGGUGUCUGAGUUUAGCGAUUUUGCGGUGAACCCCAUAAUCGAUGCCUUAGCCAGCAAACUCAUUGCAUUAGCUUCGUCCGCAGACGGGGAGAAGAGACAGCAGCAAAGAUUACUAAAGGCGUGUCUGUUUCUGCUGGAGGUCACGCUCGUGCAAGACCGGUCGUUUGGCAAACAACUGUUUGCGACACCGGCGAUCGAGCAGAUGGUGCAGAUCAUCUACAGCGGGAUCUCAUCCGACGACGUUUUCCUUCGCGCGCGCUCGUUCAUCUUUGCCGGGACGUUCAGUCGUAAUCUGAAAAGUCUGGCUGCGACAUCACCUGCCUCCGCUGAGAUCGCAGAGAAGCUGUACGAUGCCGCAUUGCAGAGCGCGUCUCAAGACAGCAGUUUCAUCGUGCGUGCAUGCUGUCUCCUCUCCAUCCAACGCUUCUCAUCCACCAUCCCCCGCUCGCGACACAAGCCCACGCAAACCGCAAUCGUGCAAGGCGUGAACUCCCUGAUCGCCGACUCAGCAGACGACACGCCGUCGCUGCUCGUCGACGCGCUCGAGAUCGCAAUCAAGAUCAGUCCGGACCUGGCGAUCUUGCCUGAGACGCAGAUCGUGCAGCUGCUGUUUCUGUCGGCGGCCAAGGACGCGGCGAAUAUCCAGCUCACGAGCGAUACUUUUGAGGCCUUUGAGUUGCUCGCUGAACUCACCGAGCCGGCGCAUUAUCAAAAGUUCUCGGAGACGGCGAUUCCGCCUCUUGUGCAGGGGCUCGGGAAUGCGACCGGUAAUGAUGAGAUUGCAAACUCGACUUUGAUUAUGAGUUUAUUGGCCAUUUUGGUUCAACAUGCGCCAUCGCCUCUGCCCGCGGGUCUAGUAGACUACAUCUUCCCCAAAACAGCAAUUAUCCUCAUGACUUCGGACGACAAUCAGCUUCUACAGUAUGGCUCCGAGCUCCUAGCCCACAUAAUCGAGCACGACCCAGACCAACUGCGCGACUGGAAGGACACCCACGGCGUUCUCCAAAGCACGAUCGCGAACCCGACCCCGAACGGGAUCGAGGUCGUCCUGAGCAUUGUCGCGCGCCUUCUCAACCCGUCGCUGAUCGACGAAUCGAGCGCGAUGUGCAUCGGCGAGGUCGUCAGCGCGGUCGUGGAUAAAUACGGCCGCGAGCUCGGAAGCGAUUUGCUGGGUCAGUUGUUGUCGGCUACCGCGCAGCGGCUCGAGGCAGCGUCGAAUCCGCUGUUUAUCCAGAACCUGGUGUUGGUGUUUGCGCAUAUGGUGACGAUUGAUGCCGAGGGAGUCAUUGGAUUCCUUGCCGAUCUUGAGUUUUCGAAUAGCUCGGGUCUCGAGACGGUCGUGCGGGCGUGGUUGGAUAACUUUGACGUCUUCCGCGGAUACAAGGAAAUCCAACUGAACGUACUCGCGCUCACGAAACUCUACCAGCUCCACGACCUACGGGUGGAAGAAAUAGUCGUGAAAGGCGACAUCCUCGUCGACGAGGCGUCCAAAAAGGGCGUCAUCCUCACGCGCUCGCGGGCCAAAAACACACCGGUGCAGUACUCGAUGAUCCCGGCGCACGCCAAGAUCGUAAAGUUGCUGGUCAGAGAACUCGGUGCGAUUCCGAGCGAUUCGGGGAUCCCGAGUCGCGCGGGGAUCAUGGCAGCGGCGGAGUCGAAUGAGAGCGCGGUGGAUGAGGGCGAUGGAGAUGAGUGGGAGGAUGUGUUUAAUCCUGCUGAUAUCGGGCUUACUAUGAACGGUUUGUCUACGCCAGUCAUUUAUCUGAUUUUCUAUAGAGCUAACUCUAGAUGUCUAGAACUGAAAAAACUCGCUAGAUCCGAAAGUUUCGGCGACGACGCCUCUGCCUCUGAUCCCGACGACGACGACAAUACAACCAGGACCGGCGGAGGGUUGUUCAACGACAAAGGCGGCGACGAGAGCACUAACGAGCUGCUGAUCAAGUGUCUACGCGAUAUCUGCGCGACCGACGGACGCGAGCAGUUUAAAGCGCUGGUGACUAGCUAUUGUUCGCGUAGCGAGCUUGAGAUUCUAGAGCGGUGGCAGACGGUUCUGUUAUAGUAGGCUUAUCAGAAGAUGACGUCAUUUAGAUGAUUAAUUAAGGUUUAACCUCUGCUCAGUAUAAGGAAGCCGGAAAAGCCAGUAGACAACUUCCCGAGAACCCAACGUAAACAAAUAAACCAAUUACGCAUCCCACCACCAACAUUUCGGACAUUAAACGUUAUCUUCCUCGGGGAUUUGAGGAAGAGGACGAGCUACACAGUCU
Messenger RNA from Myxozyma melibiosi, 3711 nucleotides. RefSeq names its product armadillo-type protein. The record is from RefSeq and is a predicted model, not a curated record. NCBI's taxonomy places the organism in Eukaryota, Fungi, Ascomycota, Lipomycetes, Lipomycetales, Lipomycetaceae. Gene Ontology annotation, cellular component: cytosol; nuclear envelope. Gene Ontology annotation, molecular function: small GTPase binding. Gene Ontology annotation, biological process: protein import into nucleus. The transcript is spliced from 5 exons. The coding region runs from base 180 to 3506 and encodes 1108 amino acids.